GUGGGGCUGCCACGUCUACGAGGCGCCUUCUACACACUAUCAACUUUCCCAACAACGCGUCUUUCCCAGUUCUCAACAUUACCGUUUCAAACACGCACCAUGGCAACUUCGUCUGUUGUUAAGCUCUCCGCUUCCCAGCAUCCCGAGUUUUAUGUAUCCGGGAUUACUGCCGAGUCGGCGGAAGCGGCGUCGAAGCUAUUGCAAGAAAAUCAUGACCAGCAUCACAUCUUUUUCAAUGAAUCUGGAUAUCAUAACCACAUCGCACAUCACCUGCUCACAAUAUUCGCUCUUGGCGCUUCUCCAUCUACCCUCAAAAAGCAAUACGAUGCCAACAAGUCGUAUCAACGGCCUGUAGUAGCGCUUGAAAGAUCUGUCAUCGACGAUAUGCAUGAUCCAGAUCGCUUCAAGUCCUACUUGGGAAAGGAGAAGUAUUACCGUGACUUCCUAGUGUUCUUCGAGAAAGAGAUAGAGCAAAAGGGGUGGGAGAACGUCCUUAAUGAGUACGUGUUCGCAGGCGAUGAACGCGCUGAAGACUUGCUCGUCCGGAUGUACGCAGGCUUCCUUCAUCCUAUCAUCCAUCUCGGCUUCGGAGUGGAAUUCCAGCAACCAGCAAUUAUUGCAGAGGCACUCGCUCAGGCAGCUAUUCAUGAUACUUGGAUAGGCAGGUUUCUCCUGCCAGCUGAAGAGGCAGCAAAGAAGAUCAAUGUGUCGAAGUCGAAAUCUCUAGUGGAAUUACUUGCCGAAAUCCAAGCCGACAAGAAGCUCAGCACCGCCGCGGACUGGGACGACGGGAAUAAGAUCCGAGAUGGGCUUCUUAAACGUGCGCCAAACGAGAUGAUCAAGUAUGCUAGCCGAUACAGCGUACAAGAAUCUGAACUGGACGAGAAGGUCGCUGAGAUGACAAACACUGCCAUAUAUUACACCAGCAGCGCGCAGAAUCCGAAAAAGCUAAUCAAGUUCGACUUUUACUACAUGCACUGCGUCAACGCCUCGAUUUUCUUUUCAACCUUCCUCAAGCAAGGCUGGCUCAGCAAUGCCAACAAGGCCCGCAUCCUAGAGUGGAAAGGCCGACUCGACUUAGCCAUGUACGCGUCGCGGCGGUCUCCGGAUCUGCUUAUCGAUGAAGUCACCAACUACCAGCCGAAAAAUGCGACCAAAGAUGCGUCUGAAUCCUGGGCUAGUAUUUUUGAGCGAGUCAGAAACACCGACGAUGAUGGACAUGCAGCGAAGCUUGUAAGGGCGGUGGCUCAUGGACAAGUGAUCUCUGAGCCAUAUGAGGGAAAAGACAGCUUCAAGGUCAAGAAGGAUAUGUGGUUGAAGUUGGGCAAUAUGGUGAUUGAUUCUGUCGAAGCGGGUGAACCGCGUUGGGUGAGAUCGGCGGGAUUUUCGCAGGCGUGGGACAGUGUUCCUGAGCGGCCGAGGGCACAGUUAUGAUUGAAGAUGUAAGUUUUGUGUAGAAGUGUUUUCUCUUAUCAAUCAGAAGGCUUCAUUGCAUGCGUU
Messenger RNA from Mytilinidion resinicola, 1500 nucleotides. RefSeq lists its product as uncharacterized. The record is from RefSeq and is a predicted model, not a curated record. Bases 100 to 1434 code for a protein of 444 amino acids. Lineage: Eukaryota; Fungi; Ascomycota; Dothideomycetes; Mytilinidiales; Mytilinidiaceae. The transcript has 4 exons. Gene Ontology annotation, molecular function: oxidoreductase activity.